AUACUGGAGACAAGGCCCGUUAAAUAGAAACGGGCUGACGUGUUCUCGUUAGUUUGAUCACGCUCUAACACCGAACGGUGGACCUGAGUACAUUUUGUUUUGUAUUGUCAAUUUUAUUUUUACUUGUUACUUGUUACUCAUAAUAACACUCAACAAUGCCACCUGUUGCUAUACCGGAAGAGUCACCAAAGAAGUCGCUUCGCAUAGCUAUCAUCGGGCAGAGCCAGUUCGCAGCUGAAGUGUUCAAGCUGUUGCAACGCGACGGUCAUGAAGUGGUUGGAGUAUUCACUGUACUGGAUAAAGGAAACCGGGAAGAUCCUCUUGCCACAAUAGCUGCAGAGCACGCCAGGCCUGUCUUUAAGUACAAGACAUGGAGAGUGAAAGGAAAAGUGAUUCCUGAGAUUCUGGAGCAGUAUAUAUCUGUGAACGCUGAUCUCAAUGUCCUCCCAUUCUGCACGCAGUUCAUCCCCAUGGAAGUGAUUAACUACCCCAAAUAUCAGAGUAUUUGUUACCACCCCAGUCUAUUGCCAAGGCACAGAGGUGCUUCUUCCAUUAAUUGGACUCUGAUCGAAGGUGACACAGAAUGUGGCUUGUCAAUUUUCUGGGCCGACGACGGACUGGAUACCGGCCCGGUGCUCAUGCAGAGGAGCUUCCCCGUAACCCUUGACGACACCGUUGAUACUCUUUACAACAAAUAUCUUUAUCCUGAAGGCAUCAAGGCUUUAGCGGAGUCUGUGAAUAUGGUCGCCAACGGCACGGCUCCUAAAAUCGACCAACCAGAAGAGGGAGCCACUUACGACCCUGCGUUGUUCAAACCAGAGACGCAUCAGAUCGACUGGUCAAAACCUGGCAAAGAUCUACACAAUUUCAUAAGAGGUCUGGACUCCUCUCCCGGCGCAACUUGUAUCAUCAAACCACAAACAAAAGAAGGAAUUAUAGAAGAUUCCGAAGCAAUCAUAGAGGUGAAAUUCUUCGGUUCUGCUCUAUGGGAGGGAGAGUUUGAAAUGGAAGGAGACAAGCUGGUGAUACCAGGAUUGAAAAGACCUGCGGUGGUGCAUGACGCUGGUCUCCUGAUCACCGCUAACGAUGGAGUAAAGCUCAACAUCCAACGUUUAAAAGUGAAUGGUAAAAUGAUAAAUGCACAAAACUUCUUCAAAGCAAACAACAAGAAGGUCACACUAGAAUUAACACCAGAAGAAAAACAAUUUGUAGAGAACGCUCGCAAUAUAUGGAAAGCGAUAUUACGUAUCGAUAUUGAAGAGGAAACAGAUUUCUUCGAAUCAGGCGCUGGUUCCAUGGACGUUGUCAGAUUGGUGGAAGAAGUCAAGGAUUUGGGAAACAUUGAACUCCAGAAUGAAGAUAUUUACAUGAAUACAACUUUUGAGGAGUUCUGUACCGCAGCUGUGUUUAUAGGUAGAGGCGGUAAUGGUGCUAAAGAAGUUGUCUACGAAGGCGUGGAGAUGGGUGUCAAUAAGAUGAGAAUAAAAUUCCCUACCCAGUUGUUUAUUGAUGGACAGUUUGUUAAUUCUGAUAGCGGUAAAAGUAUGGAAAUAGUGAACCCGACCGAUGAAAGUGUGAUUUGUAAGGUACAAUGUGCGUCUAUCAGUGAUGUGGACAGAGCUGUCAAAGCUGCGAAAAAGGCGUUUGAGGAGGGUGAAUGGAACAAGAUCAGCGCUAGGGAGCGAGCUGCAUUAUUGUUCAAAUUGGCCGACCUAAUGGAGCAACACAAAGAAGAGCUAGCGACCAUAGAGUCGAUAGACUCAGGUGCCGUGUACACUCUCGCACUCAAAACCCACGUCGGUAUGUCCAUAGAGACGUGGCGGUACUUCGCUGGUUGGUGCGACAAGAUACAGGGCUCCACUAUUCCUAUUAACCAUGCACGACCUAAUAGGAACCUUACAAUUACAAAGAAGGAGCCAAUCGGCGUAUGCGCACUUAUCACACCAUGGAACUAUCCUCUGAUGAUGCUAUCAUGGAAGAUGGCUGCCUGUCUCGCAGCUGGCAAUACCGUCGUCAUGAAACCCGCUGCCGUGUGUCCUCUAACGGCCCUCAAGUUCGCAGAGCUGUCUGUCCUGGCAGGCAUUCCCGCUGGCGUGAUCAACAUCGUCCCUGGUUCCGGCACCGUCACCGGCCAAGCGCUGGCGGAACACCCGCUUGUGAGGAAACUCGGGUUCACUGGAAGCACUGAAAUUGGACAGGUAAUAAUGAAAACGUGUGCGUCGAACAUGAAGAAGGUGUCGCUUGAGCUGGGAGGCAAGUCGCCACUCGUCAUUUUUGAGGACUGUGAUCUUGACAAGGCUGUCAGAAAUGGCAUGGCGUCAGUAUUCUUCAACAAGGGCGAGAACUGCAUAGCUGCCGGGCGAUUAUUUGUCGAGGAGAGCAUCCACGACGAGUUCGUUCGCCGUGUCGUCGCUGAGACCAAGAAGAUUGCUAUCGGCGACCCAUUGCACAGGGGCACGGCACAUGGCCCGCAGAACCAUAAAGCUCAUAUGAAUAAGCUCCUUGAGUUCUGCGAAAGGGGCGUAAAAGAAGGUGCCAAGUUAGUAUACGGCGGCAAGCGGUUGUCUCGGCCAGGAUACUUCUUCGAGCCUACAAUCUUCACUAACGUCAAAGACGACAUGUUCCUCGCCAAAGAAGAGUCUUUCGGCCCUAUUAUGAUUAUCAGCAAAUUCAGCAGCAAGAAUAUCGACGACGUAAUCCGUCGAGCGAACAACACGGAAUACGGUCUCGCCUCAGGCGUGUUCACGAAAGACCUGUCUCGGGCAAUGCAGUUCUCUGAGCGCAUAGAAGCCGGCACUGUCUUCAUCAACACUUACAACAAGACCGAUGUCGCUGCGCCUUUUGGAGGAUUUAAGCAGUCAGGCUUUGGCAAAGACUUAGGUCAAGAUGCACUGAACGAGUACCUUAAAACCAAAUGCGUUACCAUAGAGUACUAAGCAAAUAAAUUUUAUGCCUAAAGAUAUGAAAUUGGGUAAUUUUCAGGUUUAUGUUCUCCACUUAAUUUCG
Hyposmocoma kahamanoa is the source of this 3006-nucleotide messenger RNA. Its product is annotated as cytosolic 10-formyltetrahydrofolate dehydrogenase. Bases 156 to 2936 code for a protein of 926 amino acids. The record is from RefSeq and is a predicted model, not a curated record. Gene Ontology annotation, biological process: one-carbon metabolic process; biosynthetic process; 10-formyltetrahydrofolate catabolic process. Gene Ontology annotation, cellular component: cytoplasm. Gene Ontology annotation, molecular function: formyltetrahydrofolate dehydrogenase activity; aldehyde dehydrogenase (NAD+) activity. The transcript is spliced from 16 exons. NCBI's taxonomy places the organism in Eukaryota, Metazoa, Arthropoda, Insecta, Lepidoptera, Cosmopterigidae.